AAUCCGAAAAUAUAUAUAGAAGAAUAUACAAAUACAUGUGAAAGUUUGAAACAAUCUAUUCAAUAAAAAAAAUAUACCGUAAACUUUUUAUGUUUUAGAAAUUGAUAGACACAUAUUAUAAUAUAUACCAAUUUAGAAUUGAAAACACAAUAUUUAUAUAAAAAUAAAUGAAAACAAAAAUCAGCGCGGUUGCACCGAUCAAAAUCUAGUAUAAAGUUUAAUACAAAUGUUAGCUUUGCGAAAAAAAAUUAUCGCCAACACAUUUGUUUGUCCAUCUCAAUUAUUAGUUGAGCAUUAACUCAAUAUAAACACUUGACAUAACUCAAUCUAACACUUAUAUUAUCUAUUAAAAACACUAGAAAUAUUCGUUAGUUCAAUUCUCUCAAAUAAUUUUUUUUUGUUUUUAAAACAAAAUAGUAUUCAAAAAAGAAAAUGACCAAAAUAGAAUUUUUAAUUUUGAAAUUUUUAAUUUUUAUUUAUUUAAAUUUGAAACCCUAUACUCAAAACUCCACUUCUUAACUCUAAAUCUUAAAUCUAAAUUAAUUAAUCCUAGGGUAAAAUAAAAAUAUAUUUAUACAUUUUAAUAAAACUUGUUUUGGUCAUUUUUUUGUUGAAGACUAUUUUUGUGACAAAAAUUUAAAAAAUGAUAUACUAGGGAAUUUAUAUAUUCUAUUUAUUAUAUAGUUUUGAGUUUAUUUAUAACCAUUUAUUUUUCAAAUAAUAUUUAAAAAAAAAUAAAGAUCUUAACACCUGUAAUGUGGAUACAUGUACAUGUCCAAUGAGGACCCCAACCCAAACAUGUAUAGUGACAAUAUUUAAAUAUGUAAAUGUAUAAUGGAUCCCAAACUAUGUAAACAUGGACCCAAUUUGUUUAAAAUCCAGCAAUAUCUAGGCCUAAAACUAGUGCAUAACUAUUCACAAACUUUAUAUUGCUUCCAAUUUAAAUGGAUCAAUGUCUUAUGAGACAUAUAUUUUUUAGUGUCUUAACAUUCCGCAUCUUCAAUAACUUGUAGAACAAGAAAAUAACAUUUUUGGUUGGUGCAACUUAAACUAAUGAUGCUAAGAUUAACCUUCAUAUUUUCACAUAAUAUAUAUUGAUAUAGGCCCGACUAAGAUAACUAUUGGCGUGUGCCUGCUAAACUAAUGAUGCGACGUUACAUUUUUAUAUUAUACCAUGUUAUUAUAAUUAAAAAAAAAACACAUAGUUUUCUUACACCAUCGUUCAAAAUAUUUAAGUUGGAAGCUAGAAUGCCAAUCGCAAUGGAGGUGUAAGUAAAUAUAUAUAUUUUUAACCGCUACGUGAAAAACGACUUAAGUGACAUUAGCGUCGCAUUAACAAGUAAACAUUAGCCGAGUAAGAAAAAGUUUCUUGUGUUUGUGUUUAGGUGUGUAUAUAUUCGUUUUUAAUGCAUACGUGUGAGAGUGUGUAUAUACAUCGGAUAAAAGAGAAAGGUUUCUUCUUUUUCUCCACUCUGUGUACUCUUGACCUUCUUGCUUGCUAGCCGGCGAUUAAAAAAGGCAGGAGCUUUCUUGUUUCUUCAUUUUCUCUUCUUGUUUAGUUAACCGUAGCGAAGAAAACACUACUUGCUAAGAGGAACUUACAUUUGAUUUCAGGGACACAGAGGAAGAAAUUAGAAGAAAGUUGUCUCCUUUUUCUUCUUACAUUCGGCAAAAGUGAAGGUUGACGACAAAGGGUGAAAACUUUCUUCCUUUGUUGUUUCUUUUGUAUGUCUGUGAUGGAAACGAAAUUUUGAGACAAAUUAAGAUCUGCUUAUCAAACCCCAAAUCUAACAUGGAAAGAACUUCAAAGGUUUUAGAAAGUGGUCAAUUUGUGAACUCAAAGAAGGUGUAGGUGUUGGUGUAUUAGGAUGAGAAUGUGGUUAAUUAUUAUAUAAAUAUAGGGCAUGUGUUAUGUGUUGUUUGUUGCGUUAUUUUGGUUCGUGGUGAGAAAGAUAGAGAUGAGAUUAAUUUAAGGGGAAACAACUUGUCAAGCUUGAAUCCAAAGAAACCAAGAGAGCAUGAUGAUAAGACUUCACACACACUAGACUUAGUAUCGUCACUCUUCUGGAUGCAAAUGGAUGUUUCCUUUUGGAAAGAAAAUAGCUUUUGAGUGAACUCUAUAUAUGGUUUUGAUUUUGAGGAAAAUAUAAAAUAAAUUUGGAAAAGGCUACCUAGAAUUGUGGAUUUAGUUUAUUGUUGCAUUACAUCUUUGAAUCUUAUGUGAAAUAUAGCUUGAGUGAAAUGUGGAAUUGGUUUGAAUUGCAUUUGAAAACGCCACCAACAAUAGUGGCUCUUUGGUUUAUUGUUGCAAUUACAUCUUUAAAUCUAAUUAUGGUUUAACUAUGCUUGCUCCAAGUCUACUUCUAACCCGUUUUCUUCUACAACUUGGCAGGCACAUCUUUCUGACCCCCCAAAAAAUGAGUGACCAAGGUCCACUUCCAAUGCCUCUUGGCGGAAACUUCACUGUACCUAAACAUGUCUCUGACUUCUUUGCGAGUGUAGAGAAGCUUAUUCCUGGUCACAUCUUGGGAAUGAUCAUAUCAUCUAAACCAGAUAAUGAUCGUGUCACGGUUGUCAGCUGCAAAGAAACUUCAUACGCUAGGUGGAGAAAGCACACGGUUAUGCCAGGCUUUCUAAAUGAUAAAAACUGGAAAAAGUACAUGGGUCUGAUGAGAGAUCAAGGAGGCCAUAACACUUGUUGGGCUGUUGUAACUGCAGAGUUGAUCAGUGCCAUAAGAUUCAUUCUGAAGUAUGAUACAAAGUUCACUGAGUACUCUGCUCAGUACUUGGUGGAUUAUGCUGACCCAGCAAAGGCAUUAGCGAACUACGAGCAAGAAAGGCAUUACUGCUACACUCACUCUGUAGCUAAAGGCUUAGAUUUUAUACUGGAUGGAGGAAUACCAACAGAAGCACAUUGGAAAUACGAGGGUUGUAGGAAACCGCGAGCUUACCGUCCACCGAAGGAUGAUCCUCAUGUUCACAUUGCUGAUGAGAUGUUAUAUCACCUGCAAUUUCAUCCCAUUGGAGCAUCUUUGGCUCUAUUCCUACCGGAUUACUCCACUAUCAAAAAGGGAGUGUACAGAGGACCUACAUCCAUAGAUUCAGUGUAUAAAUGUCCUCAUGCGGUCUCCAUAUAUGCCAUCGAAGUUGUAGACGGAGAAACCAUUGCGCUUGUGAAAUCUACUCACGGCACAGAACUAGGGGAUAAAGGUUAUUUCAGAGUAUCUUUAGAUACCAUGCUAGUUGAGGUGCCACACAAGGGAAAAACUGCUAAUCGCGAUUUUGCACGACCAUGCCGUUUGCUUUCUCGCUUUUGUUUCCCGAAACUUCCACCUCUACAAGUUUGACUCUAAAAGGAAGUGGAUUGCCUCUCACAUUUUGCGCCUUCACCAAACAGUCUAAAACUUUUCAUUUCUCGAGUUUUGGUUGAUACUUUUGGUUGUGAUUCAUUUCUGGAGUCUAAAACUUGUUUGCUCUCGUCUUUAUGUGUUUGUUUUGGAGCUUGAAUUAGUAUGUGUUGCUUUGUCAGAAUGUUACUUAAAAACCUUAGCAAAAAACUCAUGUUCAGUGGUGAUGCUUCCUCUGUUUCUCAACUUGAUUCGUCAAGCCAAAAGCAAAAAUAGGCAUUCUCCUGUUGCAUCUUCCAUAAAGCUUUCAAGCCCUGAGCCACCAUAACCAUAGCUCCAUGUAUUUUCCCUUGCCAUAUUUUGGUCUAAUCAUGGUGAUUCUUCUUUUCAUAAAGAUGACCUGACAAUUACUCCACCCCUCCCAAUCACCAAAAACAAUCAUCCCUCCAUAGUUAAAACAAAACAUAGUAUUUUUGCUAAUUUUGAUAUAUGUCUCAGGUCAUAAGCAUUAAAUAAAACAUUAGGAACCACAGGGAAGCUCCAAACUGUAGAUAACAUACACACCACCAAGGUUAUGUCCACCACGAGAUGGUGCAACACUUACAAAACUAAAAGAUAAUAAACACAUCAGAUCUUAUUAGCCUCAGAAGAAAAUUUUCAUUCAACUGGAUUUGUAGGCCAAGCAGUCGACUUCCAAGCAAAUGUGUCCAGGAAUACCAUCCAUGGUUUUCCUUACAACCGCUUGGUACUCCACAGGGGCACCACUCGGAUCGCCAUUGCCUUUGAAGAUAAUGUAGAAGAUGGCAUUGUUGGCCUUGAGCUUCAUGCAUGGCUGCGACUCUUCCUUGGUUUGUAUAGUUACCUUCUUGAUUUCCAGUGGUAGAAAUGGCCUCAGGUCGCUCUACAUAAUAUGUCUGAACAACUUAAAACGUCAUUAUUUCAAAUAACUUAAAACAACUAAAUAUCAGUACGUAAUUAAAACAUAUAUUGUUAAAAUAAUUUAAAACAAAAAUAUGAUAUAAACCAAAUGGAAUUUUAGUUAAAAUCCAUGAUAUAACUCAAAAUGAAUAAUAUAACAAAACAAAAUUCAAAAGUAUAUAGAAAUUCUAUAAGAAUAAAAA
Messenger RNA from Brassica rapa (field mustard), 4468 nucleotides. Its product is annotated as protein HEAT-INDUCED TAS1 TARGET 4. Lineage: Eukaryota; Viridiplantae; Streptophyta; Magnoliopsida; Brassicales; Brassicaceae. The record is from RefSeq and is a predicted model, not a curated record. Gene Ontology annotation, molecular function: cysteine-type peptidase activity. Gene Ontology annotation, biological process: proteolysis.